This is a messenger RNA of Dermacentor albipictus, 1835 nucleotides long. Its product is annotated as ankyrin repeat domain-containing protein 65-like. The record is from RefSeq and is a predicted model, not a curated record. Lineage: Eukaryota; Metazoa; Arthropoda; Arachnida; Ixodida; Ixodidae. Gene Ontology annotation, molecular function: protein binding. Gene Ontology annotation, cellular component: ciliary inversin compartment. Gene Ontology annotation, biological process: protein localization to ciliary inversin compartment.
GUAGGACGGAUGUGGCGUCAUACGUCCUCCUCCGCUUGCCCGCUCUACCAUUUUUUCUGCUUCCUCGCGAGCACAGGAAGGGACGCAUGCUGCAGGCAGCGACCUCCGGCUGAAACAUCGAGUGGAGAAAAGGAGUCAUGGAGGCAGGUGCUUCUGUUGCCAUUCCGCCAGCCAUGGACAAACGCCAAUGCGUGCUGCCCAGCAGCGACGAAGAGGAUCUCGAGGCGGAGGUGAAACCAGUCAUCGUCGGAGUCACCCAGCGCCAACCACCGUACAGCCGCCGACUACUUAGGCCGUGCAGCAUGGAAGGAAGCGACAUCGAGGCCGCACUGAGCCGCCGUUUACAUGAGGCAGUGCGGGCGGAUGAUGCGAGUGGCGUAGCGGCAGCGCUGUCAUCGGGCAUUCUGACGGCCGACGACCCAAGCAAAGAUGGUGGCGGCUGCACCGCCAUCCUCGAGGCCACGCGCCUAGACCGAGCCGCCGUGGCCUCUGUCCUCUUCGAGUUCGGCUGUGACCCGUGCCUUGGUGAUAACCGCGGCUGGACCGCGCUGCACGAGGUGUUCCGGAGUCCGGCGGUAGCCGCAGUCCUCUUCAAGCACGUGCCGCCGGCGUCGUGGAAGCGCGUAGCCGACUCCGUCUACGGCCUAACCCCGCUUCACGCCUGCGUCAAAGCAGCGGUGUCCUCGAGCGUAGCACCGACAGCGCCGCAGCUGGACGUCAUCCGCGAGGUGGCGUCGCGGUGCAAGGGGGAUGCUGUAAGCCUAGACGGCGACACGUGCUUGCACUUGGCUGCUUCCGGUCGCCACGACCGGCCCGAAGUGGUCCGGCUGCUGCUCGAGGCAGCGCAUAUCCGGAACGUCCAGAACGCGCGCGGGGAGACCGCCUUGCACUUAGCCAUCGUUAAGGGCCACUACGAAACUGCUUCACUGCUCAUCCAGACCGUCGCAGAACAAGAUGGAUCGAUGGCGGAGCAAGACGAUGUGACGGACAAUUCCACCGCAGGUGUGCCUGCAGAAUCGCAUAAGCUCGGUGAGGAAGCUAGCUCAACGGAUGUGACGAGGGACAUCCAAACGCAGACGGCGGACUUGCUCGACCCGUCCCUGUGCGACCGCUUCGGGCAAACGGUGCUUCACUAUUGUGCGUCUCGCAACGCGGCGCACCUGCUUGAAUUGUUGCUGCGGAACUACGGUGUCCGCGAUGUUCAAGACCUCCGAGGCGACACGGCCCUGCAUGUGGCUGCGCGCCGCGGCCACGACAAGUGCGUAGCGCUGUUGCUGGGCUCAGGGGCCGACGCGAGCCUGCGCAACGAAGAAGGCAUGACGCCCUUGGACAUGGCCGUCGCGGCGGGAUUCGCGGACGCAGCCCGGCUUCUGUACGAGAGCGCAACGGAGCCCCUGCUUCGAAAUGCGGACGCGCUCCGCCGGCACGAUUCCGUACGCCGCUGCACAGUCAUUGGCAACAUGUUCCUGAGCGUCGGUUGAGCUGACUCUUAGCAGUGAAUCAGCAACUCUUUUCAGCCUACCAGAAAGAUUCCAAGAGGCGCUAGAAAAAAAUUUAAUGUGUACUGAAUUUGCUUAUUGUAAAGUUGCAGAUAACUUCACCUUUGAGAGCGUGUUUAUCGCGUGCACCGUUCCUUGCUAAUCCAGCACGCUAUACUUAGGAGGCAUUGAUCUCCACUAGCGUCCACUGUGUUUCAGUUCCAAGAGCAUAGCCACUGACAUUUACAAUUACUGCGUUUCUUCCCGAUAUUUGGCCUAGGGUUGAUGUGCCUGAAUAGCAAGUUAACGCUUGCAUCGUGCCAGCUUUAUUUAAAUAAAAUAGUUUUUUGAAGGCGU